AUUACAAGCAUGUGACAGCCUUAAGGGUUAGGAUCAGUAUAUAUGCCCCAAGGCGUAGAAUGAUCACACCUCCUAAAUUUCCCAGCAGGAUAUUAUUAUUGGUCGCAUUCUAUAACCAUCGCUUGUCAGUGAUUGACUCCAAGUGUUGAGCGAUAAAGCUUUUAAUUCUUGUUGGUUGCUAUAUUGAUACAAACUGACAAAUUGUUUUGGAUGUUAAUAUUUAGUUAGAAAAAUAACUUCUUUACUUCGCGCGGAAAGAGACAAUAUUGUUGUAGACUGUUAGUUAUUGAUGUGACUUGUACUUUUAAGUACCGGAGUGCAGAGGAAAAUAUUUUUGUGAUUGAUUAUUGGAUAAUAACGGAGGAAAAUUAAUUAGCAUGAAAAUAUAACUAUUUAUAUUAAACAAUGAUAAGAUCGCAUAAUUAAAUAAAUAUUUUUAGCGUGAGUGGCAGAUUGUGAAAUAUUUUGGACCCGAGAAGUUAACAUUAAGUUUCUGCUUAAUUCAACUUAUGUUUUGUGUUGUUUAGCAAUGACCAGUGCUCUGGAUUUUACCAAAAUGUUUCGUUUUAAUUUCUGGCCUAAACCUUUCUUUCCUCCUCCAGGAAAUUCAGGAAUGGAGAAUUCAUCAUUUGUGCCAAAUUUAAUGGUUUUGGCGCCAACAGGAGAUGGUCAUGAAGCUCCGAGAUUGCCGCACCCCUACUCGGGCCAGAAUAUGGAUAAAGAUUUAUCAAGUCCGUUUGGUACAGCACCGUUUACGAUGUACAGACCUGGGGAUCCAUUUGCCCCACCACUCUAUGCCCCCAUGCCACCAUUUGUUAGGCCAACAUUUGAAAGAGGAAUAAAUUUAAUUUCCUCACAAGGGGGUGGAGCUUUUAGACCUCUUGGACAAUCUUCGGAGGGUAUAUCCGAUUACCAGUCGGCUUUCACACCUGCCAAAAAAACUAAAUUAGAUGAUGCAGGGACUAGUUCUUUUAACAGAAUAGAUUCGCCAGACUCCAGAACAAAUUCUCCCGAGAUUAAAACCUCUGCGUCAUGCACAGUAAAAGAUGAAAGACCUUCCAGUAUUAGUUCAGCCGGAUACGACACCAAUUCCGAAAAUUUGUCUGAAAAUGGAGACAUGUAUGAUAGAGGAACGCCUGAUUCAGAAGGAAGAUCGUUAAGAAAACAGAGAAAGAAAAGUGUACUGGAUGGUCAGGCCCCAUGCUGUCCAAUCUGUGGUCUCACCUUACGACAUUCGGAUGUCGAGAGUCAUUUUAACCUAGAGAUUGAAAAACUAGAAAAACUCAGCAGGGGUGGAAGAAAAUCACGAGAUACGACCCCUCAAGGUCGAAAGUCGUUACCUUCACCUUCUGGUUGUCGUAAAGGUAAAGAUUCCCCAUCACCAGAAGUUAUUUCACAAGCCAGGUUCGAGACGUAUUUACGCAUCCGGUGCAAUCGUCAAGCUCGUUUAAGCUCUCGCUGUCGAAAUCGUAAGAAGAAACCUGGUGAGGAUGGUGUUGUCAAGGAAUCAUCAUGUCCUAUAUGUAAUGAGAAAUUAACCGGUACAUCAGAUGAACUCAAUUCACAUGUUGAACUCUGUCUUAAACGUAGAGGUGAUUUAGAAGAUGAACCUGUUGAUGUAGAGGGUGAUGGAGAACAGUAUGAAGAAUAUACAUGGGCAGGUCAAACACGAAUACGAGCUACAUCAUUACUAGAAGGUGGCUUCGCUGGUUCAGGAUUUUUAACGAGUAGUUGUCGUAAACUAUCAGAUGAAGAUUGUGAUUUAAAUGUAGAUGUUGAUGAUUCAGAACAAUAUGGAACUCCUCAAUACUCUGAAGUUGAUAUAGUACCAUUACGAGCUGAUGAACCGAGUGAGAAUCAAGAGAGAUUAGCUUUAAGAGGGGCGUUAUUAGGGAAUUGUUCUAAAGACAUGGAUCAAACACCUGUUUAUAAUAGUACAGCUGUAUGUAAAUCAAAUCACCAGAUAUCAACAUCUAAUCAUAAUAAUGAUAUUGAUAGUAAUUUUAGCUCAUCACAUGAACUGAUUGAAGCUUUAAAAGCAAAACUUAAAGAUAAAGAAGAGCAAAAAAAUAAACAAAAAUGUCUAAUUUGUAUGGAUGCCUAUAAAGAACCAUUAGCCUCUAUACAAUGUUGGCAUGUACACUGUGAAUCUUGUUGGCUUCAAACUCUAGGAGCCAAGAAAUUAUGUCCACAAUGCAACACCAUAACCUCAUCAUCGGAUCUAAGAAGAAUCUUUUUAUAGUAUAUGAUGUCAUCGGUACAUCGUUAUAGAAUAGAACUUUCAAGACCAAAGAUUAUCAUUUUAUUUAUUAAAAAAAAUGCAAAAAACAGUGGAGAUAUUAUUUUUGUAUAAAGUGUUUUAAAUUGAUAUCUGUAUGGGUAACAAAGUACUAAAAAUAAAUAUGGAAGCCUGGCAAUGGGUGCAAAAAAGAAUAUGGUAGAAUUCUUCAGUUUCUGUGUAGUAAGUUAGGUGACUACAACAAAACACAUGAUAUAAAAAUAUAGAAAAUUUGCGGAAAAGAUCAUCUUCAAACCCUUCGCGUAAUACCCUGCAUAUUUUGGCACUAAGAGUCUUAUCAAAUUCCUCGAUCAUCGUGAAUACCAAUCUUGCGCUUUCUAGCUAAAAGUUCAUAGUUCGUUCAAUGUCAAGGUUUCCGUGGAGGACGCCAUGUUUGAUUUGAGUGUGUUUGUGUCAAGCUCAAUAUUUAACAUUUAUUCUGGGUAUAUUCAGAGUUAGAUUUAAAACAAGCUGUACUUGAUAUAAUUUACCCAAAAAUUAAAAGUGACCAUGAACCUUCCAAAUUAUGCCAAACUUAUUCUGUGAAGUUGGCGUACCAUAAUUUCUAACAAUAGUUAUCUGCCCAUUGUACAUUAUUUAUUCUAGAUGAUAUAUUGGACUCGUGCGAUUAUUUCAUUGACAUGGAGAUACGGACAGUGUAUCUGUAUUUUAAAUUAUUUAAUGGUCUUGAGCAAUACAUUACUUAAAGAUACAUUAUGGGAGAUUAGAUAAAGAGCUGGCAGUUCGCACUAUAUAAUAGUUAAAAACUAGAUAAUGUAAAGGGAAUUUGCUGAAAAUUUCAGUCAAAUUGAUCCACUCUGAAUUGAGAUUUUAGCAAUUGAAUUUACCACCCAGCCUCGGUCAUCAUUACUAAAGUCAUUACUACUAAAGUCGGUAAGAUAAAAAACAUAGUCUCGAUUAUCCAUUUCAUGAUUAAAUUUAUGAAUGGAAGUCGAACAGUAAAUCGGAACCUAAUCCAAUAAACAUCGCAGGCUAGCGAUGCCAUCAAGAGUUGAUUGUGGUAUGGAUAAGUUAAUUAAUGUCUAAUUAAUAAUUUAGAUAACAUUUCAGACCCAUAGAAAGACCAGCAAUAGGGAGAUUUAGCUCUUGCAUAAUGUAUGUUUAAUAGAUCAGUAUCCACAUAUUACGCAAUGUCUCACUGUCGACCGUUUUACCACACAUGUAAGUUAAUUUCAUGUAGGAUAUGAUAUAAAAUCAAUUUGAUUAAAAUACAGACCUAUAUUUCGUUUCGUUUUUUUAUACUUUCGAUGGCCUACACUAUAUGAAGAUCUGACCAGUUGUAGUAAAAGGUUGAGUCAGGUUGUACGAACGUCAGACAUUGAUUAAGCAAUCCGCGUUGACGUUUCUAGUAGGUUACCCACAGUUCCAUGCAACGCACACCAAGAACUCGCCGUAACAGACCAUUUCAUUGGCUAGUCCCUCACAUCAAUCAUAACGCAGGUUAUAUAACAACUCUUCCAGAUCCUAGUGUAGUAAAGACAAGUAAAACAAAAUUUUAAACUAUGAAAAACGAAACAAAAUAGGAUCCAUGUUUUAAUCCGAUUGAUAUGAUAUAAAAAUAUUUGUAGAUAUAUAUGUAGAUAGAUAUAUAGUGUAUAUGACCUAUAUAAUCAGGUGUGUUUAAAGUCAGUCAACUUGUAUUAUGAUGAUCAGUGUUUUGUUCUGUUAUAAUUUUUGUUCAUAGAAAAUAAACAAACGGCUUUGAUUUAAA
Messenger RNA from Patella vulgata (common limpet), 4010 nucleotides. RefSeq names its product E3 ubiquitin-protein ligase Rnf220. Gene Ontology annotation, molecular function: metal ion binding; ubiquitin protein ligase activity. The record is from RefSeq and is a predicted model, not a curated record. Gene Ontology annotation, biological process: protein ubiquitination. The coding region runs from base 530 to 2242 and encodes 570 amino acids. NCBI's taxonomy places the organism in Eukaryota, Metazoa, Mollusca, Gastropoda, Patellidae. The transcript is spliced from 13 exons.